GUGAUGCACGGAAAUAAAAAUAAAUGAACCUUUAAAAAGUUAAAAAAUACGGGUUGGGGAUUUAGUUCAGUGGUAGAGCGCUUGCCUAGCACGUGCAAGGCCCUGGGUUCGGUCCUCAGCUCUGGAAAAAAAUAAAAGUUAAAAAAUAGUACCUGGAGGCCAUAGGCAUAAGAUCUCCUGGAGCGGGAGUUAGAGACAGUUGUGAGCCUCCAAUGUGGGUGCUGGGGGUUGAAUCUGGAUUCUCUAGAAGAACAGCCAGUUGUUCCCUUAAUCACCAAACCAUCUCUCUAACCACUCAGUUUAACUUUUUAAAAAAGACUUUAGUUUGUUUGACUUGAUUUUAAUUUAUUGAGACAAGAUGUCACGCAAUGCAGGCUGGCCUGGAAUUUGCCAUGUCCUGGAGGAUGACUUUGACCGUGGAUCCUUCUGUGUCCAUCUCCUGAGUGCUGGGAUUGCUGUUGAGUGCCAGCAUGCCCAGCUUAGUGGUGCUGACACAGAAUCCAGGAUGUUUGCAUAAGCCAGGCAAGCACUCUACCCACUGAGAUACACCUCCAGCCCGUCAGUUUAAACUUUUAAGAAAGGAAGACUAGGGAGCAGGGAGGAUGGCUAAAUCGGUAAAGACUGUAAACAUGAGGACCCAAGUGAGUGUCCUCCACACCCACGUAAAAAGCCAGACGUGAUAGCAGUACCUGUAAUCUUAGCGCUGGGGAGGUGAAGACAGGAAGGUGCUUGGAGGUUGCUGGCCAGCUAGUUUUGUCUGUCAGUGAGCUCCAGGUUCAGUGAGCGACCCUGCCUUUUUUUUGGGGAGGAGGGCUCCGGCUGUCCUGGAACUCACUCUGUAGACCGAGCUGUCCUCAAACUCACAGAGAUCCACCUGCCUCUGCCUCCCCAGUGCUCAGAUUAAAGUGUGUGCUACCACCAGCCAGCAUGAGAACACUGUCUUAAAAAAAAUAAGGUAGAAUACAACAGAAGAAGAUACCUAAUGUUGACUUCUGUCCUCCCCAGUCUUGUGGGGCAUCCAUACAUACAUGUGCACAUACACGUGACACCUUCCACAUCUGCCUACAUUCAUAAAAAUAAAUUAAUAAAGCCCCUGGAUUCACUGGCAGCUGUAAUCAAGCACAGUAUUAUCAGUGUUUCUCUCUUCCAGGACACAACCUGGAUCUCCAUAAACAUGGCACAAAUGACUGUUGAUGAUAUGGUCCUUAAGGUUGUGUUCUUGCUGCAGGUGGGCACAGGCCUUCUGGCAAACACUUACCUGCUCUUCAUGCAUAGCUCCGUCCUUUUCACAGAGCGCAAACCAAAGCCUACAGACCUCAUUCUGUCUAACGUGGCCAUGGCCAAUUCCUUUGUUCUUCUCUCCAAGGGAGCACAGCAAAUUAUAGAAGAUAUGGGACUCAUGCAUGCCCUGGAAAGUUCUGGGUGUCAAGUCUUCUUUUACUUCCAUAGGGUGUCUCGAGAACUUUCGCUCUGCACCACCAGCUUGCUGAGUGGCUUUCAGGCAGUCACAGUCAGCCCCAGGCAUGGGGUGUGGACAGGGCUCAGACACUGGGUCUCUAGGCAUGUCUGCUUCUCCUGCCUCUUCUGCUGGAUUUUCAAUCUGACUAUCAGCACCACCUCUCCCGUUGAGAUAAAAGUCUUCUGGGAUAAUAGUAGUGAUUGCUUAAUGGGGAAUGGCAUUGCUUGCCAGUAUGUGGUUGCCGUGUCUGGAUUGUAUGCAAUCCCGUUAUCCAUUAUGGGUGCCCUGUUGAUGACACUUAUGGUGGUAGCUAGCAUGCACAUGGUGUGUCUUCUACACAGACACCACCAGAGGGUCCAACAUAUUCGAAGUUGCAGCCUCAGCCUCACCUCCAGGACCUCUCCAGAGAUGAGGGCCACUCACAGCAUCCUGCUCUUGGUGGCUGGCUUCAUCCCCUUUUACUUCCUUUAUUCAAUCUACAUAUUUUAUGGUACAAAAUUAUUUAGCUCCUACUUGUGGCUGCAACACUUCCUGAAGUUUCUUGCUAUGUGUUUCCCCUCUCUGAGUCCCUUGGUGCUGAUUUUUCAGAACCCCAGAACUUUGAACUCCUGCUUUUAGAUUCUGGGAAUGUCCAGCCUGAUUGCU
Messenger RNA from Peromyscus eremicus (cactus mouse), 2104 nucleotides. Its product is annotated as vomeronasal type-1 receptor 4-like. The coding region runs from base 983 to 2077 and encodes 364 amino acids. Gene Ontology annotation, biological process: G protein-coupled receptor signaling pathway. Gene Ontology annotation, cellular component: membrane. The record is from RefSeq and is a predicted model, not a curated record. Lineage: Eukaryota; Metazoa; Chordata; Mammalia; Rodentia; Cricetidae. The transcript has a single exon. Gene Ontology annotation, molecular function: pheromone receptor activity.